This is a messenger RNA of Anthostomella pinea, 738 nucleotides long. NCBI's taxonomy places the organism in Eukaryota, Fungi, Ascomycota, Sordariomycetes, Xylariales, Xylariaceae. The record is from the annotation of a GenBank genome assembly.
AUGCAGUUUCCAUUGCUCAUCGCUGCCCUUGUCGGUGACGCGGUCGCAAUUCACGCCGUUGCGGUCACCUCGCAGGACCCAUACGCCUGCAACGCUGUGAGCGGCGUCGACAUCGCGUGGGCCGAGGACGAGAAUAGCAUUCACGCCGAUUUUCCCGACAUCAGCCUCACCGUUUACCCUCCGGCCCACGGCAACGAGAACGGCCAGUCGACGGUGGGUUGCGGCGCGGCCGUGGAAUUCGCGGACUGGUCUAGCGGACAACGGUUUGCCGUCUCCAACGUCACCAUCCGCGCCAGCAACCUCAACUUGCCCGGGGACAACGACCUCUAUACCAUCAAAGCCAGCGUCGACUUCCAAGUCGUGGACCUGCUGAACUACUACCCCAUUCAGUACCCUCUGCAGUUGAACUACGCCUCGUCCUCUCUUCUCGACAUUGAUGUGGACUCUGGCAUCGGCAACGGCAGCUUUGUCGGCCCGUACGAACAGUAUGUGGAAAACGCCAAGACGGUGUGGUCCCCAUGCUUCAACGGAUACUUGUCCAAUACUACCACGAUGGUCUUCGCGCUGUCUGCUGAAACUGUAAAGGGAGGCACCAGCGAUGCUGGCUGGUCUAUGGAUCUCGGUAUUGUCUGGGAGGACUGCUACUACCCCGACCAGGGCGUCUGGGGCCAGACGGUUCUGACGAACUGGGAGAGCUGCUCCUUCUCAGACAACGGCACCAAGAGAGAGCGGUGCUAG